Ceratitis capitata (Mediterranean fruit fly) is the source of this 1676-nucleotide messenger RNA. Its product is annotated as odorant receptor 7a-like. Gene Ontology annotation, cellular component: plasma membrane. Bases 7 to 1191 code for a protein of 394 amino acids. Gene Ontology annotation, molecular function: odorant binding; olfactory receptor activity. The record is from RefSeq and is a predicted model, not a curated record. Lineage: Eukaryota; Metazoa; Arthropoda; Insecta; Diptera; Tephritidae. The transcript has 3 exons. Gene Ontology annotation, biological process: sensory perception of smell; detection of chemical stimulus involved in sensory perception of smell.
CAGAAAAUGUUCGAUUUAUUAAAAGGACGUGGCUACCGAGAAUUAAACUCACGCGAUGCACUGAUUUACUUAUUUAAUAUGCUCAGUUUUGUGGGCUUAAAUCCAACAGCACAUUGCCGGUUGCUGUAUUAUUUUUACGGAAGCAUUAUAACGUUGUUUGUUGUUGUGCUAUCACCGUUGAUAUUUAAUAUUGGUUGGAUACGUGACAGAAAUGUACUUUCCAUUAUGGAGAUAUUAAAUUGCGUACAAGCGGCUUUGAAUGUCAUCGGUGUACCCAUUAAGAGUAUAGCAUUAAUGUUGUGCUUAGAUCGUAUACAUAGCGUAGAGCCGUUAUUGUUGAAAUUGGAUGCGCAUUACUCCAAAUGGGAUGAUAUGCUUCGAAUCAGGCAAUGUGCGAUAAUGGGUAAUCGUUUGGUAUUCAGUUACAUCGUUCCUUAUAUGAUGUAUGAAACAUUAACUGUUGUAUCGGCAGUCUUAGGUGGCCAUGCGCCACUUACACUCUGGUUGCCUUAUGUGGAUUGGCAUAGAUCGAGUAGGGAGUAUUGGCUACAAGUCUGUUUUGAUGCUAUUACACUUUUCUACUUGCUAUGCCAUCAAAUAAUUAAUGACUCCUACCCAGCUGUGUACAUUUAUAUCGUACGUACGCAUGUGCAGUUACUUGAGCGCCGUGUAAGUCGUUUAGGCUAUGUGCCACAAAAGAGUGAACAUGAAAAUUGUCAGGAGCUACAGGAAUGCAUUGUCACUCAUCAGGAAAUACUAAGAUUGGUGCAUACUAUACAACCUAUAAUAUCUAUCACGAUGUUUGUUCAAUUUAUUAUUGCCGCAGCUAUUAUGAGUAUAACUAUGAUAAACAUAUUUAUUUUUGCUGAUCUCGCUACACGCUUAGCUUCAUUCGUUUAUUUAAUAUGUGUGGUAUUGCAAACUGCUCCCUCGUGCCACCAAGCAUCCUACUUGCAGGGGGAUUGUGAAAAACUUUCAAGUUCUAUAUUUCAUUGCAACUGGAUAGCGCAGGACAAACAAUUCAAAAAACUAUUAAUUUAUUUUUUGCAACGUUCACAGGCGGAUAUGCCACUAAUUGCCUUAAAAAUGUUGCCAAUAAAUUUAGCAACAAAUGUGUCGAUCGCUAAGUUUUCGUUUAGUCUUUAUACGUUUAUUCAAAAGAUGGGGCUUGGCGCACAUUUGAAUGAUUAAAGAUCAAUACGUACUGUAAGAAAUUGGAGUACAUUGAAUAUUGAGCAUAUUAUAUUAUAAACAAACAAAAAUGUAGGUAAUUGCACUAAUGUACACAAAUACGUAUGCCAUAAGAUUUUAUUUUAAUUUUUGGUUUAAUGAUUGUAUAACAAUAAAGUUGUUUAAUGAAAUUAUUGCGCAUGUAAAUCUCACACGAGCCUUAUAUUUUACCCGAAACAAAAUUAUGCGAUAUUUGUAGAUUAAAUAUUUUGAGAAAGGUUUACAAAAAAUAAAGAAAAUACGUAUACAUUUCAAAAAUUGGGCUCCUUUCAGUUUCAUUGCGAUUGUGCUAUUAAUUUUAUAGCUGAGCCGCAUUUCCUAUUCUUAAGGCAAAGCUGUUGUGCAUUUACAUGUACAUAUGUAUAUGACAAAUUUCACUUAAUUUUCAUUUUUACCCAAAAAUAUGAUAACAUUUUCGUCGAACUGUCGACAAUUAUUAUUGUUAU